Lampris incognitus (smalleye Pacific opah) is the source of this 2203-nucleotide messenger RNA. RefSeq names its product ADP-ribosylarginine hydrolase (gene adprh). Lineage: Eukaryota; Metazoa; Chordata; Actinopteri; Lampriformes; Lampridae. The transcript has 8 exons. Bases 62 to 1129 code for a protein of 355 amino acids. The record is from RefSeq and is a predicted model, not a curated record.
GUGUCCACUUGAUCGAACGGCCGCCUGGUGGGAGUCUUUCUCCGGGGGGAGUGACGCAGGAAUGGAUCGUCGUGCUAAGGUGGAGGAUUAUAAGGCAGCGAUGUUGCUGAGCGGGGUCGGAGAUGCCCUGGGCUACAGGAACCAGCUGUGGGAAUAUAACCAGUCAGGGCCGGCCAUUCACCAGGAACUGAUGGAGCUCGGCGGACUGAAGAACAUCAAGGCCGAGCUUCCCGAUUGGCCGGUGAGCGAUGACACGGUGCUACACCUGGCGACAGCAGAGGGUCUGGCUACAGGGAAAAUAGGGGAGGAGCUGCUUCACGAGGUGGCCACUCGCUACGUGGAGGCCAUGAAAGACAUGGAGGGCAGGAAACCAGGCCCUUCGAGCAUCCUGGGUGUAUCCCUUCUCAGGCCGGGGGAGGAGGGGGGAUAUAGAGUGCCUUAUAACCUGGAGGCGACUGGCUGUGGGGCGGCAAUGAGGUCCAUGUGCAUCGGGCUGAGGUACCCCAAGCCAGACCAGCUGCUGUCGCUGGUGGCGGUGGCCGUGGAGACGGCCAGGAUGACCCACCCUCACCCCACCGGUUUCCUGGGAGCCGUGGCAUCGGCGCUUUUCACAGCGUACGCUGUCCAGCACCGGCCGAUCACCACCUGGGGUGUGGGCCUUCUCAACGAGGCCUGUCCAAUCGCCAAGAUGUUUGUCGAGGGUCGUGGCUUCGCUGUGGAGGAGACGGAGAGAGACUGGAAUUACUUCUGCGAGAAGUGGCAGUGGUACCUGGAUGUAAGAGGGAUCUCCAACGGGAUAGGUCCCGUUAUCUGGCCCACCUCCUACGGGCCAGCUGAGAGGGACGAGGCCUAUAAGAGUUUCAGCCUGUCUGGCUGGGCGGGACGAAGCGGUCACGAUGCUCCAAUGAUUGCCCUUGAUGCUUUGUUGGGGGCGGGGUCAGACUGGGAGGAGCUUAUGAGCAGAGCAGGUUUCCACGGAGGUGACAGCGACAGCACGGCCGUGAUUGCCUGCUGCAUCUGGGGCCUCCUCCAUGGCACCCAACAGGUCCCCGAGGGAAACUACAGCAACCUGGAGUACCGGGACAGAUUAGAGAAGAGUGCAGAGGUACUCUUCACCCUGUCACACUGACCAGAGGAUGGCGAGUGUCACACCACGCCGCUGAGGGGGAAACCGGGACAUACAGUGGGUCAGAUCUCUUGGACGUGCCGGGUGGUGCAUUGAUCCGAAGCUCUCUCUCUACGAGUCCCAGCGUGCCGUCAUCUUUACCUGGAGGGCUAGCCGAGCAUCCCACUGACCGACCCAGAGAACCCAGUCCCUUCGCCAAAAACAACUACACCCCCCUCACACCAACCUGUGGUCUGCAGAGGAUGGGGACUGAUACUCGCACAACCUCGGAGCUCCUCUUAGUGGUCAUUCUGCCUUAAUGCUAGAAGAAAAGGAAUGCUGCCAGUGAAUUAAUUGUUAACAAAUGUGAUGCAGAGAACACGUCUGGGUGGUAAUUAUCCUUUCUUUGUUCGGUUAAUUUAGUAGCAGAAGUUUAUGAAGCCUCACCUGAAUAGUUAUCACCAACACAAAUAAAACAUUGUCUGAUUAUUUCACAAUGCCUAGAAAAACAAAUGUAAGAAUAAAAAAAGAAAUUGUUUAAUAAAUCAGAGUUCUGCAGUUUAGUUGAAAACUUUAUUUUUUGGUCAUUGUUUUUUUAAAUUUUUUUUGAGAUUUUCAUAUUUUACUGUUUAAAAUGUCCUACGGGAAAAGGGGGAAAUAAAGGGAGAAGGGUUGGUUUUCACUACCAGGGCAUAAAAAAAAGAAAAAAAAGAAGAAAAAAAAUCCCGUUUUGCUAAAAAUCCUCUCUCCUCUGCACCCCUCCAUGCUGUCAAUCUCCGAGAAGUUAAAACGUGUGUGUGAGUGUGUGUUUGUGUGUGUGUGUUUGUUUGUGUGUGUGUGUGUGUUUGUGUGUGUGUGAGAAGUCCGCCUGUCAUGAUAUCAAAGGUCUUUGAAAGGGGAGGCGUUUGGGCAGAGAGUAGGAAGGUGCUGGGAUUGGUUGCUGUUACUGUCCGUCACUUUCUUCAACGUUAUCCUCCUGAUUCUCAUGGCUGUUGUGCAGGUGAAGGGGGCGGGGCCACAGCAGAGGGCUAAGGUGCUGAGUGACUUACUGUCCUGUCAGUUUGUGGGUCGCCUCCAGGGGGCGCACGGGUUGUUAGA